Cyphellophora europaea CBS 101466 is the source of this 3642-nucleotide messenger RNA. RefSeq lists its product as uncharacterized. Lineage: Eukaryota; Fungi; Ascomycota; Eurotiomycetes; Chaetothyriales; Cyphellophoraceae. The transcript has a single exon. The record is from RefSeq and is a predicted model, not a curated record. The coding region runs from base 1 to 3642 and encodes 1213 amino acids.
AUGGAUGAGGACACUGCGGUGCUUCAAAAGCCGCCUGCGCUGCCUUCAGAUAUAGUGCAUACGUCUGGCCUAGAUUCUGGACCCCCGCCCGAUGCAAGUCGACGCAGCCACAGCCCGCUCGUCCAAGACAAUCGAUCGACACCAGUCUCGACACAAGACGCUGCUAUGUCUCCCACAUCACGGCAGAACGCUGUCUCACCCGACACAAGUCCUGCAGAUGAAGGCUCGAUGUUCGAACAUGGAGAUUCCGACGGCCGGAAAGGUAUCAGCAUCCCGAAACAGCCAGAUACUCCGGACUCCACUCAACAGAUAUCCCCAGAGGAUGCUCCGGCAUUAGAUAUGGAGGCAGUAGCGGAGACAAUGUCCAAAGUCGAGGGUAAAGCACAUUCACAAGCUACUAUUGCGCCUACGCAGUCCGACGGGGCAGUCGAACGGUUAUCCCGAAAAUCUACAAUUCACCUCGAUACAAACAGUGGCUUCAAACCUACCCUCUCCACGGGCAUGGUAGAGUCGCCGGCGCCAAUGACCACCGUCACCGCCACUCCUCGACGACCACAACCAUCAACGCCAUCCGCCGAAGAUUCCUCACGACGGGCAACUCGCAUCUCAUCUGGUGUGCUGCAGAAGAAGUCCGUCUCCGAGAUCCUGAACGAGGCUCAGCGGUCUGCGUCAGCCGAGUCUCCGAUGUCUGACUCGCGUGAUUCUGUUGGAGUGGCAGAGCGACGAGACAAGGAACGGAGCAAGUUGUCAACAGUCGUAUUUGCCAAGCCACAGAAGACCGCCGAUGGCGACAACGGUGAACUGGUGCAGGUGGAUUCGAGUUCUCCACGGCACGGGUCGCCAAAUCACCGGGACUAUCUAUACACACUGUUCGAAAACAAGGCUCAUUCGAUGACUCGAAAUGGUUCGAUGAACUACCUCAUCCAGAAUGCUCACAAAUGUCUGUCUACCGCAGAUCAUCUUGUAGAAUAUCAGAUGCAGACGGACUGCCGGAUUCUGAAGAGAAUAUACCAGCUUCAGGAAAGAGGAAGGUGGGCAUUAAGGCAGCACAAACGAGCGGAGGAAGCCCCACGACCAACUUCGCAUUGGGACGUCUUACUCGAUCACGCGAAGUGGAUGCGUACCGACUUCAGAGAGGAGCGCAAGUGGAAACUUGCAGCGGCCCGUGGACUCGCCGAAGAGUGUGUGGAAUGGAUUCACAGCUCACCAGAAACCCGCAAACAUCUUCAAGUCAAAGUUCGGCCACCGACCAUACUACCAGAAGGCACCAUAGGCCCGACAAAAGAAGACGACCGUGAUUCGACAAUGGACGAUGGGCCAGGUCCGGCGCUGUCAUCGCAGCCAACACCAGAGCUUAUUCCUUCGAACGAGGAUGACUCGAUGAGCGAUGACAUUCCAGAUCCUCGACACAUCAUUACCUCGAUCUCACCUGCAGCAAUAUUCUCACUUGGCGCGUCCGAAUACACAUUUACAGUGGAUAGGACUCCUGCAUUCGACAAAUUGCUGAACGAGCUCCCCCUGUACGAACCAGCUCCUAUCGUACCGGAUUACUCGAAAUCUGAUUUAGCGGAACGCCUCGAUGCACGGUGGAAAACUGCCAUUGUGCCUGUGUCAAAGUACGCUACUGAGAAACUCCACGUAACAGACGACCAGCCGCGGCGAAAGAAGAGCAGGUACGAGUACGACCUCGAAAUGUCACCUACACGAAAGACCGAUCCGCUACCACCUCGAGAACAGAACGUCGCUUUGUUCAUGUCAGAGAACAAACACAUACGGGAUCGUAUCCACCCUGGCCACUCUUUUCGACCACCCUCUGAACACCCCAUGCCUACACAAGACUUCUUCCAAACUCGUUCCUCAUCCCAAUGGACGACUGCCGAGGAUGACGAGCUCCGGAAACUGGUCAAAGACUACUCGUACAACUGGUCACUCAUCUCAAGCUGUCUCACGCCGAGAAGCCUAUACACAUCCGGUGCUGAUAGGAGGACACCCUGGGAGUGCUUCGAGAGAUGGAUCGGUCUGGAAGGUCUGCCGGCUGAUAUGUCCAAGACACCGUACUUCAAGACCUAUUCCGGCAGAAUUGAGGCGGCAGGUCGACAUGUACUUGCUCAGAUUGAAGAGGCUCAACGUAGAGCUGGAGCUAAUGUCCAAAUUCCUGCUCGCAAGAGAACCACCCAGCCUGUCCGGGUCGAUCGUAAACGAACACAGCGACACUUGGCUAUGCUGGACGCGAUGCGGAAGAACGCGAAGAAAAGAGAAACUGCAUUACAGAAGCAGCAACACCAGUCCGAUCUGGCUGCUAUGCGCAAGAUGAACAACAGCGAGAUCAACCAACCAAAGGCGCCAUUCAAGACACCACGCGAGUUCGCCGCCCUCCGGCAAGAGCGGGAUGCGAAGCGGGCCGAGCAGCAAGAAAUCUACAGACAGCAGCUUCUUGCGCACCAGCGAGCUGCGCAACAGGCACAGCGAGGCCAGAAUGCUACUCCCAACGGUCUACCAAGUGGCAUGCCCAAUGGUAUGAACGGCCUGCGAGUCCCUACUGGUGGCGUUCCAGGUAUGCCCAAUGGAAAUCUGCAAGUGCCGAACGGUGGUCGACCGCACCCUGCUGUAAUGGCAGCAAUGAACGGUAUGCAGAUGCCUCCAGGCAUGAUGGGUCCUAAGAACAUGGCUCAAGCUCAAAUGCAGGCUAAUAUGGCCCGUGGGAUGGGGGCUUCCCCAGAACAGGUACGGAUGAUGCAGCAAGCCGGCAAAGUGCAGCAGCAACAGCAAGAGCUCUUACGUCAAGUUCAGCAGCAGGGUGGCCAGCACUCUUCGCCGAAUGGACCCCACGCCUCUCUCUCCAAUGGAAAUGGAAGUACUCCCUUCAAUAUGGCAAACGCUAACGGCGCACCCUCACCCCACGGCAACGCUUCCUCGCCACGGUCUCAAAAUUCCACUUCUGGACAGCUCUCUUCUGGACAUGUCCCCGUACUUGUCCAAAUCGCCAAUAAAAUCAAACAGCAAUACCCCAACAUGAAUGACGAAGAAGUACAAAAGCACGCCUCCCAACAAAUCCAGAUGUGGCAGCAACAAGCUAGUCAAGGCGGCCCUAAGCGCCCUCAAGCCACGAACCAAGCGGCCCUUAAUGCAGCCGUCGGCGCGAUGAAUUCCGCCGCUCACGCCAAUAACAAUGUGAACGCCGUGAGCGGAGGCAACGCCGGCUUUCCUCAAGGCAUGUCCAUGACGCCAGAGCAGUUGCAGCAGCUUCAGCAAGCACAACGUAUGCGCAUGAUGCAAGCGUCACAACCAGGUGCUGCCGGUAGACAAGCUCAGCAGAGCGCGGCGAUGCAUGGCAUGAACGCUAUGGGCAUGGGUGGCAUGCCGAUGCCCAACGGAGGGCAGGGGCAGGUGUCAACCAACAGCCCGGUGAUGAAUAUGGCAAGGCCAGUCAGCCAGAGUGGCCAAGGGCAGGUGAGCAGGAGCGCCACGCCCAGUGCGCGAAGUGGUAGCAUGUCUGGGCCCGGUCCCCAAGGUGCACUGAGCCCAGGUGGGGGGCAAGCGAGGCCUGGGAGCAGUCGGGCUAUGGUUGGCACGCCGCAAUCGCAAAGUGCACAACCCGCCGCGGCGCCGACACCACAGCCCAACGGGCAGAGCGCUUCUUAG